Messenger RNA from Ogataea philodendri, 1620 nucleotides. RefSeq lists its product as uncharacterized. Lineage: Eukaryota; Fungi; Ascomycota; Pichiomycetes; Pichiales; Pichiaceae. Gene Ontology annotation, molecular function: RNA polymerase II general transcription initiation factor activity; TFIIF-class transcription factor complex binding; DNA binding. The transcript has a single exon. Gene Ontology annotation, biological process: positive regulation of transcription elongation by RNA polymerase II; transcription initiation at RNA polymerase II promoter. The record is from RefSeq and is a predicted model, not a curated record. Gene Ontology annotation, cellular component: nucleus; transcription factor TFIIF complex. The coding region runs from base 1 to 1620 and encodes 539 amino acids.
AUGUCCACGGUCAAGUCUGAAGGAAGCCCCCGGUACGAGUACUUCCCGCUGCGUGCGUUCUCCGAGGAGGAGAUCGAAGACACCCGGUACCAUAUUUUGAAGUUCCACACGGUGAAGAAGAUCAAUCCACCGAAGGACUUUGAGGAGCCGGCCAGACUGCACAGAAAGGAUCCCAAGAACCUGCAAUUCCAGCUGUCUUUGAAGGAGCUGGAGCAGAGACGUUUGCAGGAGCGCAAGGAUGAGCUGUUGAAGGAGCAGAAGAAGCGGGAACUGCUUGCGGAGCAGGGCAUAUUGACCGACAGACUGCCGCGCACGGCGUACGAGGACGACGACGUUGAUCUCAGCAAGCUGCCUCUGGAGGAGCGCAGACAGCGCGAGGAGGACCGGCAGCGGCGGGAGAACGAGGCCGCGCGGGAAGCCAGGCGCGAGCUGGAUAUGUCCAUUGUGGCGCCCGACGGAGGUGCUCGUAAAAGCAGACGGCCGUUUUUCAAGCGCAAAACCAGACAGGUGAAGGUUUUCGACGACAACAAGCGGAAACUCCGGUACGAGGAGUACUACCCGUGGGUGAUGGAGGACUACGACUCGAAGCAGGCGUGGGUGGGCAACUACGAGGCCGGAAACACAGACAACUACUGUCUUUUGAUGCUGGACAAUCAGAACAAAUGCUUCAAGAUGAUUCCUGUGGAGAAGUUUUACAAGUUCACGCCGCGGAACAAGUAUGCGACGCUGACGCUCGAGGAGGCUGAGGCCAAGAUGAAGGAGAAUAACCAGACUUCGAGAUGGCUGAUGAGAAAGAUGCAGGAGGAGGUGUCGAGAGGAGAGCGAGUGGAUUCGCGGUACAGAAAGAUGAAGGGCACGUCGCAGCGGAUGGAGGACACGAAGCGGUCGGACGACGAGACGCUGGACUUUGACGACGAGUUCCAGGACGACGAGGAGGCUCCGAUUCUGGAAGGAAACGAGGAGGAGAGCAAGAUGGUGGAGAAGAAGAUGAAGAGCGAGAUGCUGCGUGCGAACAACCUGAUCGAGAAGGACGAGAACGAGGACGACUUGGACGAUUUGUUUGAGACGCGCAAGAUCGACAAGGAGGGCAAGAAGCUGCGGAAAGCGCUGGCCAAGAACGCCAUGAACGAGGUGUACGACACCGACGACGAGGAAGACCCAUAUCUUUCAGAGAGCGAGAUGGAGGAUGUGGAGACCGAGAAGACGGACGAGACGAAGGUGAAGGAGGAGGAGAGCACCGAGAUUCCUGUUGCUGUUCGGCGGAGUUCUCCAGAGAUUCGGGUCAAGUCUCACAGAGACGGGUUUGUGGUUCUAAAGGCCGCUCCUGCUGUGUUGCGGGAGUUCCCUGCAGGCGAGUGGAACCCCAAGACGGCCAUCAAGAGACAGGUUUCGGAAGAGCCUGCUGCCAAACGGCCCAAGAUCAAGCUGGAGGGCGACCAGGGCCCGAUCAGCAGAGCAGACGUGGACGCUUUGCUUGUGGACGGGCCGAUCGCGCUGGCCAGUCUGGUGAAACAGCUCAAGCACAAAGUCAGUCUGAGUCCGAACUACAAGGAGGACCUCAAGCGGAUUUUGAAGGAGCACUUCAUUGUGAGAGACAAGAUGGUGAUGAAGAGAGGAUGA